CCAGAAAUUAACCAGCAUGAAGUCGUCUUCCUCCUCGAUCGCCCUGACCUGCUGCCUCCUCCUUGCUCUUGUUGCGAGCCAUGCCGCCUUCGCUGCUGCUGCCCAGUGCACGUUCGAGAUCAUCGUCAAGACAGGAGGCAGGGAGGACGCCGGCACCGACUCCCGCGUAUCACUACAAGUGAGCGCCGCGACAGGCCGAACCCUGACGAUCACGAACCUGGAAUCCUGGGGCAAGAUGCCCGCCGGCCACGACUACUUCGAGAGGGGACACCUGGACAGGUUCAGCGGCAAGGGCAGGUGCCUGCCCAGCGAGCCCUGCAAGAUGGUCCUGAGAUCCGACGGUCAGGGCCACAAACCCGGCUGGUAUGUGGACUACGUGAAGGUCACCCAGUUGGGCAGUAGAGGAUCGCCCAAGCAGCGCAGGUGGGCGGUGGAUCAGUGGCUGGCCAUCGAUGAAGCGCCCAACCAGCUCUUCGCUUCCAGGGAUGGCUGUGGCUUCGCCGCGGCAUUGCCGUGAUCCAUCCAGCUCGAUCGUCUAAGUGUGGGGUAACUUAUUAUAUGUUAAAUAUAAAUAAAUAAGUUCGAGCGCGCCGGAGAUGUAUGCAGUACAAGUGUGGGUAAUUGUUAUGGACGACGGCCGCGCCACUGUAUGGUUCAUCCAAUAAUGUAAUCAUGGUAACUUAUGAAGCUGCAAUAGUGCAAUAAUCUUAUUAUUACAGUUUCC
Setaria italica (foxtail millet) is the source of this 724-nucleotide messenger RNA. Its product is annotated as PLAT domain-containing protein 3. Gene Ontology annotation, molecular function: protein binding. NCBI's taxonomy places the organism in Eukaryota, Viridiplantae, Streptophyta, Magnoliopsida, Poales, Poaceae. The coding region runs from base 17 to 517 and encodes 166 amino acids. The transcript has a single exon. The record is from RefSeq and is a predicted model, not a curated record.